Molecule: messenger RNA, 124 nt
Organism: Dentiscutata heterogama
Lineage: Eukaryota; Fungi; Glomeromycota; Glomeromycetes; Diversisporales; Gigasporaceae
Source: the annotation of a GenBank genome assembly
AUGUCUGAUUUUUUAGCUAAUGAGUUGGCUUCUGCACUUUGUAGUGCUACGUUUGUUCUGUCAGAUUCUGAGUUGGUUGUUGCAAUAUGCUUUUGGGGUGGAGUAUCUACUUUCAUCAUGUCUG